Amyelois transitella is the source of this 1341-nucleotide messenger RNA. RefSeq names its product lipase 3-like. Gene Ontology annotation, biological process: lipid metabolic process. NCBI's taxonomy places the organism in Eukaryota, Metazoa, Arthropoda, Insecta, Lepidoptera, Pyralidae. The record is from RefSeq and is a predicted model, not a curated record. The transcript has a single exon. The coding region runs from base 1 to 1341 and encodes 446 amino acids. Gene Ontology annotation, molecular function: hydrolase activity, acting on ester bonds.
AUGAAUAUUUUGACGUGUUUGUGCUACUUAAUAUUAUUCUUAAAAGUUAAUGAGUGCAAUGCAUGUACACCUUUCGAUAGAAAUAUCAUCAGUGAGAAGCGUGAUGUCGAAAACUUCAAGAUAUUCCUAAAAAAAUUCGCGUUGAACCAAAUUGACCCUUUGCCCGUGUUCAAUAACGUCACAGUACCAGAUUACCAGAAGAUUAUAGAAGAAUUCCAAAACGGAAAGGCCAACCCCGAUGUUCAUCUGAACUUCACUCAAUUGGUGACUAAAUACGGGUACCCGGUGGAGCGUCAUGAGGUGGUAACCGAAGAUAAAUAUUGUUUGACGUUGUUCAGGAUUCCGAACCCACGUGCCCCCGUCGUGUUCCUAAUGCAUGGAUUGCUUGGCAGCUCUGAUGAUUGGAUUGCUGCUGGAACUAGGAUCGGCCUCGCCUACGUGCUUGCAGACGCCGGUUAUGACGUCUGGCUCGGUAACGCUCGAGGAAAUCGUUACUCCAGAUGCCAUUUGAAGCUGUCUCCCGAUUGUGGAGAGUUUUGGGAUUUUAGCUUCGAUCAGAUUGGCCGCUAUGAUCUUCCAGCUAUGAUAGACUACACAUUAGAAAAAACAAUCACAAGUAAACUGUUAUAUGUAGGCCACUCUCAAGGCAAUACUGCAUUUUAUGUGAUGACUUCAGUGAAACCGGAAUACAAUGAAAAAAUAUCGAUCAUGGUCUGCCUAUCUGCAGUCGUAUUUAUGACUCACGUCAGAAGUCCUCUGGUCCAUGUUGUAGCUCCUUUUAUUGGAGACUUAGACAUUCUGGCCAAAGUCCUCGGAGUUUAUGAACUUAUUCCACGUGAUGCUGUUGUUAAUGCUGUUACUUCAACUUUUUGUGGGUCACCAGACCUUGCUGAAAUAUUUUGUCAGUUUAUCAUGUUUUUGGGUUGCGGGUUUAAUUACUCACAGAUCAAUUCAACCAUGUUACCGGUAGUUUAUGGCCAUUACCCUGCCGGUGCGUCAACAAAGCAAGCUAUUCAUUAUACGCAGGGAGUAAUUUCGAGUAGAUUCCAAAAUUACGAUUAUGGACCUUUGCAAAACAUGCUUGAGUACGGUGCAGCUGUACCACCUGACUAUCCUUUGCAAAACGUGUCCUGUCCCAUAGCGCUGUUCUACAGCACGAACGACUGGUUGACGAGCACCGCAGACAUUGUCAGGUUUUUAAAUAUAGUGCCAAAUGUUGUUGAGUUUUAUCGUGUCCCAUGUGCAUUAUAUGACCAUUUUGAUUAUCUGUUUGCUAAAGAUAACGAUAUUCUGAUAAACCGAGAAGUUUUACGAAUAUUAAAAGAAUAUGUUGACUUUUAA